AAUAUAUAGCAAUUAAAAAUAAAUAAAAAUAUACAAAAAUAAUAAUUGUUAAUUAAUUUUUAAUUCAUCAAAUUGUAAUUUUUGAUAGUUUUGGAAAUAAUGAAUGAUUUAUUCAGAACAGCAGCUUUUCAUGUUGGAGAAAUUGAUGAUGACAUUGAUUUAACAAAUCCACCAAUGUCAAGUGAUGAUUAUAUAAAACGUGUCAUAAUUGAAGCAAGAAAUUGUGAUGAUAUUGUCGUUGCUAAAAUUGAUGAAUCAAAACUAAAACGUCCAACUUUAAAUAUAACACCAUUGGCAGGAUGUAUUGAGGCACCAGAAUCAUUGAAUCCAUCUCUAGAAUGGCAAAAUUAUCAAGUAUCAGAUUUUUCAGAUGUUAGACUUAAUUUUGCCAGAGUCAAAGCAGAGAGACAAGAACUUCGUCCAAUGCCACUGACUUCAGAGAAAAUACCUUAUACCACUGAUGCCAAUGGAUGGAUAAAUUUUUGUCUUGGAUCAAAAGACGAAUCAAAGUCAUCUAAUCCUCCGACACUUGAUAUUAUUCUUGGAAUGAAUCAGCCAAUAGUUGAAAAAGUUUUGGAGUAUCUUGUUGAUGAAAUAGAUUGUAAAAAAUAUGUUAGUACAAAUAUGGGACUUUGGAUUUAUGCUCUGUUAGCAGCCAUAGAAUUACCUCUGGAUCCAUCAGUUUGUUCCUGCCUAAGGACAUUAGCACGAGCUUGCUCAAUAGCCAGAUCAAAAUUGACCACAAAUGACAGUCAACAAGUAGCCACUUUGAAUCUUUUGAUUUGUCUUGUUGCCAGAUAUUUUCGUCAAUUGGAUUUAGCUGAUCCUUAAUUAUUAUUUAUAAAUAAAAACAAAAUAAUUAAAAUUAAUCC
Aphidius gifuensis is the source of this 872-nucleotide messenger RNA. It is a transcript of the gene Gem2, whose product is annotated as gem-associated protein 2. Lineage: Eukaryota; Metazoa; Arthropoda; Insecta; Hymenoptera; Braconidae. Gene Ontology annotation, cellular component: SMN complex; spliceosomal complex; nucleus. Bases 100 to 831 code for a protein of 243 amino acids. Gene Ontology annotation, biological process: spliceosomal snRNP assembly; spliceosomal complex assembly. The record is from RefSeq and is a predicted model, not a curated record. The transcript has 5 exons.